Messenger RNA from Ascochyta rabiei, 2088 nucleotides. Its product is annotated as Acetolactate synthase. The record is from RefSeq and is a predicted model, not a curated record. NCBI's taxonomy places the organism in Eukaryota, Fungi, Ascomycota, Dothideomycetes, Pleosporales, Didymellaceae. Gene Ontology annotation, cellular component: mitochondrion; acetolactate synthase complex. The transcript is spliced from 3 exons. Gene Ontology annotation, biological process: L-valine biosynthetic process. Gene Ontology annotation, molecular function: flavin adenine dinucleotide binding; thiamine pyrophosphate binding; acetolactate synthase activity. Bases 1 to 2088 code for a protein of 695 amino acids.
AUGCAGCAGUCACGGACCCGCGCCAUCGCCGCCCUCAAGCGCACACGCGCUUUUUCCACAUCGGCCCUGCGAGCACAACCAUCGCCGCUGGCCCGCCCCGCCCCAACCCCCGCCUCCCGGGUCGUCAAGGAGGAUGUCCGCACACAGAGCACCGCCGCCGCCGCCUCGCAGUCGCAGUCGCAGUCUUCGUCCCAGUCGCGCGCAAGACCUGCCCCGGCCUUCAACCGCGAGGACUAUGGCAACGUCCAGCCAUUGAAGCCCUACCGCGCCCCGGAGAUGGACCACUCGUUCGUCGGCAUGACGGGCGGCCAGAUCUUCCACGAGAUGAUGCUGCGCCAGGGCGUCAAGCACAUCUUCGGUUACCCCGGCGGCGCCAUUCUGCCCGUCUUCGACGCCAUCUACCAGUCGCCGCACUUCGACUUCAUCCUCCCCAGACACGAGCAGGGCGCCGGCCACAUGGCUGAGGGCUACGCCCGCGCCAGCGGCAAGCCCGGUGUCGUCCUCGUCACCUCGGGCCCCGGCGCCACCAACGUCGUCACCCCCAUGCAGGACGCCCUCAUGGACGGAACACCCAUGGUCGUCUUCUCCGGCCAGGUCGUCACCAACAUGAUCGGCUCCGACGCCUUCCAGGAGGCCGACACCAUUGGCAUCACACGAGCCUGCACAAAGUGGAACGUCAUGGUCAAGAACAUUGCCGAGCUGCCCAAGCGCAUCAACGAGGCCUUCGAGAUCGCCACCAGCGGCCGCCCUGGCCCGGUCCUGGUCGACCUGCCCAAGGACGUGACCGGCGGCACCCUCAACCGCCCCAUUCCCAUCUCCAGCACCCUCCCUCCCUCCACAAGCGCCGCAACCAUAGCCGCGCGCGAGGUGUCGAAGAAGCAGCUCGAGGCCUCCAUCAGGAGAUCCGCCGACCUGAUCAACAUUGCGAAGAAGCCCGUCAUCUACGCCGGACAGGGUAUCCUCCAGACCCCCAACGGUCCCGAGCUGCUCAAGGAGCUGGCUGACAAGGCCAACAUCCCCGUCACCACCACCCUGCAGGGCCUCGGUGGCUUCGACGAGCUCGACCCCAAGUCUCUGCACAUGCUGGGUAUGCACGGCUCCGCCUACGCCAACAUGGCCAUGCAGGAAGCCGACCUGAUCCUCGCCCUGGGCGCUCGUUUCGACGACCGCAUCACCGGAGCCGUGGCCAAGUUUGCGCCCGCCGCAAAGGCCGCUGCCGCCGAAGGCCGCGGUGGCAUCGUCCACUUUGAGAUUAUGCCCAAGAACAUCAACAAGGUCAUCCAGGCCACCGAGGCCGUUGCCGGCGACGUGGGUGCCAGCCUGACCCAGAUGCUGCCCCUGGUCAACAUCGUCAAGGAGAGGCCCGAGUGGUUCGCUCAGAUUGCCGACUGGAAGAAGCGCUUCCCCUGGGCCUACGAGAAGGAGGGUGCCAACGGCAUGAUCAAGCCCCAGACCGUCAUCGAGAAGCUCUCCAACAUGACUGCUCACAUCAAGGACAAGACCGUCAUCACAACCGGUGUCGGACAGCAUCAGAUGUGGGCCGCACAGCACUUCCGCUGGACACACCCCCGCACCAUGAUCACCUCGGGAGGUCUCGGUACCAUGGGCUACGGCCUGCCUGCCGCCAUUGGUGCCAAGGUCGCUCGUCCGGAGUGCCUGGUCAUUGACAUUGACGGCGACUCGUCCUUUAGCAUGACCCUGACCGAGCUAUCCACGGCUGCCGAGUUCAACAUUGGCGUCAAGAUCAUCGUCCUGAACAACGAGGAGCAGGGCAUGGUCACGCAAUGGCAGACGCUCUUCUUCGAGGACCGCUUCUCGCACACACAUCAGAAGAACGCCGACUUUGUCAAGCUGGGUGACGCCAUGGGCGUCCAGGCCAAGCGUGUCAUCAAGCCCGACGAGCUCGAGGAGCACCUCAAGUGGCUGAUCGAGUCAGACGGCCCGGCCCUGCUCGAGGUCGUCACCGACCAAAAGGUUCCCGUCCUGCCCAUGGUACCCACAGGAAGUGCGCUGCACGAGUUCCUGGUGUACGACGAAGAGACACAAAAGAAGCGCAGAGCGCAGACCAAGGACAGAUCGGGUCGCUAA